Molecule: messenger RNA, 1261 nt
Organism: Sarcophilus harrisii (Tasmanian devil)
Lineage: Eukaryota; Metazoa; Chordata; Mammalia; Dasyuromorphia; Dasyuridae
Gene: VTI1B
Product: vesicle transport through interaction with t-SNAREs 1B
Exons: 6
Coding region: 121-810 (229 amino acids)
Biological process (GO): retrograde transport, endosome to Golgi; Golgi to vacuole transport; vesicle fusion with Golgi apparatus
Cellular component (GO): endoplasmic reticulum membrane; ER to Golgi transport vesicle membrane; SNARE complex
Molecular function (GO): SNARE binding; SNAP receptor activity
Source: RefSeq, a predicted model, not a curated record
UGGGGGUGGGGUGGGGUGGGUAGGGACACUUGCCGGGGGCGAUGGAUUCGAGAUUGGCGGGUUGGUCCCCGAAGCUGAGCUAGAAGCCGGCUCCCGGGCCCAGGCCCUCGGCCCCGCGCCAUGGCAGCCGCCGUGUCCUCGGAACCUUUCGAGAAACUGCACGAGAUCUUCCGCGGGCUCUAUGAUGACUUGCGAGGGGUCCCCGACAGGCUCCUGGGGACCGGAGGGACGGAAGAGAAAAAGAAGUUAAUCAGAGACUUUGAUGAAAAACAACAGGAAGCAAAUGAAACGCUGGCAGAGAUGGAAGAGGAGCUGCGCUAUGCCCCCCUGUCUUUUCGCAACCCUAUGAUGGCCAAGCUUCGGAGCUAUCGCAGAGACCUGGCCAAGCUCCAGCGAGAAGUGAGAAGCACUCCUUUGACGGUGCCGCCUGGAGGCCGAGGAGAUAGUAGAUAUGGGGCAUAUGCUAUAGAGAAUGAGCACAUGAAUCAGCUACAGUCUCAAAGGGUUUUACUUCUACAAGGAACUGAGAGCCUAAAUCGAGCCACUCAGAGUAUUGAACGCUCCCACAAGAUUGCCACUGAGACGGAUCAGAUUGGUUCUGAAAUCAUUGAAGAAUUGGGGGACCAAAGAGACCAGCUGGAACGCACAAAGAGCCGAUUGGUGAAUACAAAUGAGAACUUGAGCAAAAGUCGAAAGAUCUUGCGUUCGAUGUCUAGAAAAGUGGCAACCAAUAAACUGCUGCUUUCCAUGGUUAUUCUUCUGGAGCUGGCCAUCUUGGGAGGACUAGUCUAUUACAAGUUCUUUCGAUAAUAAGGAAAAUCCCUGCCUCUUUAUUCUCCUUGUGGAUCCCUAAAUCAAAGAGCUAAAGGACCAACUUUACUGCUAGGGCCUACUAGCAGUUUAAGCACUCGGACUGUUUGUGUAAGAAAGAAGGAAGAUGACGAUUGGAAAUGUGAAGUAAUAGUAACAAAGCUGGGGUGCUAUACCAAGGUAACAAAUGCUGUGUUUAUUAGUUCUUUAAAUUUAUAGAGUAAUCUAAUAUAUUAAUUCCCAAUGAACUAAAUAAAACCAAUUACAGAAUACAGUAACAUUGGUCACCAAAAAUGAGGAGGGAUAUUUUUUAAAAACAAUUAUGCUUUCAUGAAGGCAGUAUUAACAUUGCCAAUUUUAAUAUCCCUUUAAGUGCCUCUGUAGAACUAUGGAAUGCCCAUUGUGGGGGGAAAAACCUGUGGAAAAAAUACAGACUCUAAAUUCGAACACA